Amorphotheca resinae ATCC 22711 is the source of this 681-nucleotide messenger RNA. RefSeq lists its product as hypothetical. Bases 1 to 681 code for a protein of 226 amino acids. NCBI's taxonomy places the organism in Eukaryota, Fungi, Ascomycota, Leotiomycetes, Helotiales, Amorphothecaceae. The transcript has 2 exons. The record is from RefSeq and is a predicted model, not a curated record.
AUGGACGGAUUGCAUGAAGCUGAGAGGAACCAUAAGAUUUAUCCUGAAGUCGCUGACGGUCCAUUCGAAAGCUCACGCGACUGGUUAUCCUAUGUUUCCGAGCACCAUGAACAGAUUAUCCGUGGCAUCCCCGGGACUCAGCAGAGCAAGGAACUUGAGAGCCUUCACCGUUUUCGAGAAAUCACUCCGCGCUUUAUAUCUAGCCUGGGCGACGGCGAUUUCAGACUCUUCUGCGAUGAUUUUGCUGCUGGGAAUAUACUCGUGGAUAAGGAUUACAACGUUGUCUGUCUAGGAGACUGGGAAUUCACCUAUUCCGCACCGUCCGAAUAUCAAUGUUGCCUAUCCUCCUGGCUUAUUCUAUCCAAACCACAUACAUGGGAACAAGAUGACUACAGACUCUACUGUAAGCAGUUGGAGCUGUUCCUUCAGGUCCUAAGAGAGGAGGACAGCAAGCGAAUAGAUACAGGCAUCAUUAUUGAUUCAGCAUCACGCCUGUCGGAUGUGAUAAGGCAAGGGCAGUCGGAUGGAACGUUCUGGUUUGUCUCGUGUGCUAAAUCUGGCUUAUUUUUCGACAAGCUAUGGGACCGCUUUCAGAGAUUUGACCCUGUUAAUUUUGGAUCCCAAGGCAUAGAGUUGAAGCAGAACGGCGCACAAUGUGAAGAUCCGAGGUUAACGGUGUGA